UGUCUCUCUCUUUCUCUCUCUGGAUAUACACAGCUCUGGGCUCAUUUGAAUGUUCAAGAGACAGACUUCCAUGUGUGUGCGAGUGUGAAUUCGCCAGGAUGUGUGUGUUGCUUCCACACAUGAGAGCUUUUACUGGACUUGUUCUACUGGUUACAUCGACUUAUGGUCUGGACUCCGUGUGUGAUGCUGAUCAGGAUUCUGCAUGUUAUGGGGCUCUGGGAGGACCUGUGUACCUGCAGCUGAUGAGGAACGCCAGAGGAUAUGACCUGAGCCUCUCUAAUGGCAGUUCACAUGUUUUUAUAUUCAGAAAAUCCAAGUCAGUGUUCUAUAAUGAGUUCAACACCCCAUCAGUCCUCCAGAGGUGGCAGUUUGUUCCUGAUAACGGGACCAUGAUUAUAAACUCUACAGAGAGGAGAGACGCAGGAACAUACAGAGUGGAGAUCAUUGAUGAGUCAACAGGGAAAUCAGUGGGAGGUUACACAGUAGAGCUGACCAUAGAAGCUCCCAUGUCUGAUGUGGACCUGUCAAUCCGCUGCUCAGCCUAUGGGGAUAGGAGGGCAAUGUGCUCCUCCAAUGGGGACAGUCCUCUGUACAGCUGGUCUCUGAAUGGCAGGCCUCUGAAUGAAACCUCAUCCAAUCAGUGCUUAGAAAAGCUGGCCAAUACCUCAGCUGAAGCGCCACAGUCCAGUCCUGGUUGCAUCACAGAUCUCUUGGAGGGAACUCAGGGGAAUCUCACCUGCUUAGUCAGAAACAGCAUCAGCAGCACCAGCAAGACCCAACCACUCCCCUCCUGCACAACCACCGCGACACCAACAACAACACCAACUGCCCCCACGGCCAUGACAACCAGCAAUGGAGUAUCCAUGGCAACUAAUAAGCCAACGUCCACUCAGACUGAGUCUAAGGGGCAACAGAUUUAUGUAUACUCAUUCAUCAGCGUGAUCAUCGUCCUCACAUCACCGCUGGUGGGAGGGUAUUACCUCUACAGAAGAAACAGAAAGAGAUCACACCCUCCAGGAGGGGCAUCAAUGACUGCUAGGGCGGGCACGACCCUCGAAUACCCCACCAUGGCACCGACACUGGUCUCGUCUCCCUCAGAUGAGCGUAAGGACCAAAAAGCUCAAUCCGACCUCUACGAGUCGCAGGAUGAGGAGGAGGAGGACACAGAGGAGGUGUAGAUGCAGUGACCCCAAUGGUCCAGAGGAGAUGCAGAUGCAGUGACCCCAUUGGUCCAGAGGAGGUGCAGAUGAGUGACUCCCCAUUGGAGGAGGUGCAGAUGUGUUGUACACACAGCAAGACGAUGACAAUGUCUAUGCGACACACAGAAGCUUGUAUUUUGGCUUACUUGUUAUCAUGCACUGUAUGCCAUACUGCAUGUGUUUGUGUGCAUGUGUGUGUGUGUGUGUGUGUGUGUGUGUGUGUGUGUGUGUGUGUGUGUGUGUGUGUGUGUGUGUGUGCGAUAGUGAUUUCAUGAGUUUCAUCUUUUUACAUGUGUGCAUAUAUUGUAUUGUGUGCUGCAUCUGAAGAUUCUCUGUUGAUGGCAGUUCAAAUAAACAGCUUAAGAUACCAA
Molecule: messenger RNA, 1570 nt
Organism: Sardina pilchardus (European sardine)
Lineage: Eukaryota; Metazoa; Chordata; Actinopteri; Clupeiformes; Clupeidae
Exons: 6
Coding region: 99-1178 (359 amino acids)
Source: RefSeq, a predicted model, not a curated record